UUUACUCAGAUUAAAAUGAUUUUUGUGCUUGGAGAACUUGGUGGCCGAGAUGAGUAUUCCCUAGUGGAAGCCCUGAAACAGGGGAAAAUCAGUAAACCUGUGGUUGCUUGGGUCAGUGGAACUUGUGCACGUCUCUUCAAGUCAGAAGUACAAUUUGGUCAUGCGGGAGCCAAAAGUGGUGGUGAGAUGGAGUCUGCACAAGCCAAGAAUCAAGCACUUCACGAUGCUGGAGCUGUUGUCCCAACUUCAUUUGAAGCAUUUGAAACUGUGAUUAAAGAAACAUUUGAGAAGCUGGUUGAGGGGGGCAAUGUUACUCCUACAAAGGAAGUUUAAGCCUCCACAAAUCCCUGAGGAUCUUAAUACUGCUAUUAAGAGUGGAAAAGUCCGAGCUCCAACUCAUAUUAUAUCCACCAUAUCUGAUGACAGAGGUAUGAUAUAUGCUAUA
This is a messenger RNA of Camellia sinensis, 445 nucleotides long. The record is from RefSeq and is a predicted model, not a curated record. NCBI's taxonomy places the organism in Eukaryota, Viridiplantae, Streptophyta, Magnoliopsida, Ericales, Theaceae.